Molecule: messenger RNA, 1908 nt
Organism: Bipolaris maydis ATCC 48331
Lineage: Eukaryota; Fungi; Ascomycota; Dothideomycetes; Pleosporales; Pleosporaceae
Source: RefSeq, a predicted model, not a curated record
AUGCUCGCCCCAUCUCAGCCUGGCGAAUUGUAUAUUCGUGAGUGUGGUCGUGCACGGACGCUUUUAAAGAUACGUGGUACAGAAGAAAAGCCUCCUGCAACAGACCUCGUGAUGCAGGCAGUCGCAUCGCACGUAUUGCCCAGCAACUCACAUCCUCAGACGUGGUUUUUGUACAGCCUUAUGAAUCCUAAUUCCAGCUGUGAUAUGGACACACCGAUCAGCGAAUGCCUACAACAAGAAGGCGUAGAACGAGAUCUCGUCGAUGCAUUUUUACAAUACACCGACAGCUCUGUACCAUCAAGAGGAGUUCAACAAGCAAAGACAGUACUCAACCAGAUUGCAAACAAUAAAGCCAAGUCGCUGAAUCCUCGGCGAGCUUGGGUCGACUCUCGCAUGAAAGUUUCAGGUCGACAAAGCUCUCCUCGAUGGCUAACACCAGGUGAACUGGAAGACUUCAUCAAGGAGCGCUCUACAAAUGCUCUCUCUGAAACAGACGCGAUUCGUCGUUUGAUAUUUAUCCAGGGACUGGAUCGGAGUUUCGUUCGUGGGAUCGCACGGUCCUCAUCUUGGAAUGAAGUUUCGGCCUUGAGACUCGCAAUACGCAGCCACCUUGCACGUGAAGCUUGUAUCAAGGUGCGUAUACCGUACACUGGCUUCACUACUUUUCAUCUUGAAUUCAGUCUACCGUACUUAGUUUUGGAAGAACAAGACCGUUCGAAAGCUCUACCAAUCGAGAAUGCGAGCGCAGCUGAACUACUGAAAACAAACCUCUCCUUUCUCAGUAUUGGGUCGCGAAAAGAUGGGCACGCCGCUCAAUUCUCUAUCUGGAAAGUACAUGAAACUGUGCUCAUUUCUGGUUGUGAUAGCUCGGAAUGGACUGGUUAUGCUUUCUCAUCCUUCAAGUCUUCAGCUGAGAACAUAAAGGAAGAGGAUGACAACGAUGUGAAUGAAGACGAAGAUUCUAAUGAAGAAAUUCCAGAAGAAGAUCUUUUUGCUACAGGUGGCACGGAUUACGAUGACCAUCAGGUGCUUGAUGCUAGGACGCCGAUAUGGGACCCCAGAGUGUACUUUCUAACCGUCUUCGCUAUCCGAAUGCGGAUAAUCUACGAGAGGUACGAGUUUCUUGCCAGUACCCUUAGAUCAGGGGUCGAAAACUGGAUUUCGCAUUCGAUAUACACCCCGUGGAAUUCAUUGCAAACGCCGAGCUCUGGCACUGAAAUUAAAAUUCUGAAUGAUAAUAUCAAACAGAUUGGGCUAGUGUUACAUGAGUUGAGUACAUGUUUGUCGGAUACUAUAGCUGUAUGGGAAAGAUUCCAUAGUGUUGAUGGAGAUGUUCAAUAUUUCUCUGACAUCAAGGACCGGAAGGCAAGACUUGCCCUCAAAAAGACCAGAGAGAGCUUCCAGAAUCUGAAAUUCGAGCUGCGUCGGUUGAAACUUUUGAAGAGGGCCCUAAAAGAUGCUACCGUGACCCUUCGGAUGGACCUGAUGGACCAGCUCAGUGUAUCUGUCAAGGAAAACUUGAGACAUAGUAUGGAUCUCAGCAAGCAUAGUAGACUCAGUCAGAAGUUUGUUGAAGAGAAUAUCAAAAUCGCAAGGGCGAAUGUACCGCUGGCCCAAGUAACGGCCUCAAUUGCCGUCGCUCUGCAAUACUUCUGUAGCGAGCGCAACUUCCUUUCAAUUGACCGCAGCCCGAAGGCAUUCGUACUAUCUAUUCCCAUAGUACUGGUCCUCCUGUCGUUCGUGGCACCUUGCGUUCAAAUGUUGCAAUUGAUACUGAGCACAUUACCUGCAUUGCUCNCAAAGACUUCAACCUUUGAAAGGAUCACAGAAAGUUCAGUAUUCAAAACAGUCGACAGAUGGAUGAGUUGCCUGUAUCAUGAAGUCGACGAAGUUGAAAACAACGUUUGA